Molecule: messenger RNA, 212 nt
Organism: Prorocentrum cordatum
Lineage: Eukaryota; Dinophyceae; Prorocentrales; Prorocentraceae
Source: the annotation of a GenBank genome assembly
GCGGAUGGACGGCAGCCUUGGGCGCCGCCGGUUUCGUCACGUACAGGCGCCUCAACAGCUUUGAGGAGCGGGGCCCCUGCGUGCGCGAGGCUGUGGAGCUGCUGGCCGCUUCCAGCGCGGUGCGGCAGACGCUGGGCGGCAGCGGCCUGCGGGUGGCCUGGUGGCCAAGGGAGUGCCAGGUCCACGGCGCGUCCGGGCGAUCCUCCGCCAGU